CAAUGUUCUAGUUUGACAGGAAAUCCCUUCCCCCCCGGCUGCCACGCCACUCGUUCCCCACCCCACCGCCGCCGCCGCACCGCCCCAACCCGAUCGCCGCCGCUACCCCUACCCCUGGGCAACACCUCCCAUCCCAAACCAUGCCGCCACCGCUGCAAACCCCACCACCUCCGCCCAAACCCUAGAGCCGCCGCAACCCUCCCGCAGCCGCCGCCUAGGGCCUAGGAGGAGGAGGCGAGGCGGCGGCGCUUGGUCCUGGGAGAAGGAGGGCCGCGAGUUGCGUCCGGGGAGAAGGAGGGCAAUCAAAGGAGCUGGGUCGGUGCCGCCGUUGGGCAAGGAAGUCUCAACGGGGAAAGGAGACUGCGCAUCGACGGAGAUAGAAGGGGAAGAGGUGCCGCUUCGCAUUUCGCAAGCAAGGCUUGAAGGACCACAGCGAUGGACACCUCCAGCAGCCGCCGCCGCCGCCGGUGCAUGAAUCCUUGCUCAUCACCAUCCGCGCCCGGUGAGGAGAGGGACUGGGCAGCGCUGCCCCAUGAUGUCCUGUUCAACAUCUUCCUCAGGCUGGGGUCCUGUGAGAUCAUGUGGGGUGCGGAGGGUGUCUGCAAGGCAUGGCGGCAUGUUGUGGUCGAGGAGCCUAAGCUGUGGCGCCACAUUCACAUCACGGCGGUUCCGGAAUGGUCGUCCAUUGACGUUGCUGUGCGCGACGCUGUGGACCGCAGUGCGGGUCUGUGCGAAGCCUUCUCAGGACCAUGGGACGAUGAGUCGCUGCUCUAUCUGGCUGAAAGGUCACCUUCUUUGAAACAUAUGCAUCUGUCACAUGAUGAGUAUGCAUCCUAUGAAGUACUGAUUGAAGCAAUCAAGAAGCUCCCUCUCCUUGAAGAUCUUGAAAUUUCACCCCCAUAUCAUCAAAUUUGUGCCUCAGAGAGGUUUUUCGAGUCUAUAUGCAAAGCCCGUCCUCUUCUCAAGAAUCUCAAAAUAAGGUUCACUAUGCCUUCUGGCUAUACUUUUGGUCAUGCUGUGCUCGAGGAAUGCGUUGAUGGAGACAUCUAUAGGACUCCAAUGAUGUGCGAGUUACGCACCUUACAGUUGUCCAACUAUGUCUUCUCUGGUCUGGCACUUACUGCUAUCCUCGACAAUUGCCCUCUACUAGAGUCACUCAACAUCACUGGCCUUUUUGUGGAUGGCUCCAUGGAUGCGGAGUUGCGGGCAAAAUGUGCUAGAAUUAAGAACUUGAGUCUUCCUGAUUGCUCAGAUGAUGAAUAUGAAGAUGAAGGGCCUGAUGAAGAUGAAGACGAAGAGGCUGAAGAAGAUGAUGAUGACGAGUUCUAAAAAAAAUCCUGACAGUGAUGACAGUCGAGAAUAUGAAAAGUGGAAGAGUGCAUUGCAUCAUCAGUAUUGGUUACUUCCUUGAUGAACCCAAUUAUAUAUUAUCGUAGGGAUCUUGGUUGCGACAGUUCGACCAGUUAGAAAUGAUAUCAACUGUGACCACUGGAUAGCCUUAAACGUUAUGAGGCAAUGGAACUUUUUCACUUUGAAGUCUGUUACGUUUACUUUUUAAUCUAUGCCACGUUGUAAAUCUUGAGCCUGCAGUUCCAGCUUCCGCACUGUGGGGAUCCCUCUCCAUCCUUGAUUGAGUCAUGUGCAUUGUACAUGAUACGCUAACUUGUUUUGGCUCUACUAUUCUAGCGGUUGCUCUUAGCCUGUUUUAUGAUAA
Molecule: messenger RNA, 1714 nt
Organism: Panicum virgatum (switchgrass)
Lineage: Eukaryota; Viridiplantae; Streptophyta; Magnoliopsida; Poales; Poaceae
Product: putative F-box/LRR-repeat protein 22
Exons: 3
Coding region: 436-1329 (297 amino acids)
Molecular function (GO): protein binding
Source: RefSeq, a predicted model, not a curated record